AUGUCAUUCCACUCAGAAAAGCGAAACGGAAGUCGUGCUCCUUCCUAUACUUUCUCUCCAAAAAUAUCACAAAUACCCGAAGCUCCAUCUCCAACUCUUCCCCCCAACAUCCACCCAACCACUUUCUGCGCCAUUGGUCCUCACGCCUGCGAUCUAGACAUCCUCUCCCGUCUCCACACCCAAACCAUGCGAGCCAUGGGCCGCGAUAUCUCGCGCGAGGAAUUCUAUCUCCGCAUGGAAGGUCGUCCUGCCCGAAGCCUUGCAUCUAUUUCUCCCAAUGUGAAUCUUAGUCCCAAUUCAUAUUCCUCCAUUUCCAUUAACACCAAACCCACUUCUGAAUAUCGAGUUUCUGGAAAGGGUAAAAUGGAAAAUAAUAUGAAUAGUUCGAGAAAUGACAAUUUGAAAAGUGGUAAUGGUAAUGGUAGUGGUAAUAAUACGAUGGAUGCCAUGGAACCGGAUAAAAAGUUCCGAGAAUUUGUAGCGAGGUGUGUGGGGAUUACGCCGAGGGCAUUGUUUAUGGGGGUGGGGGCGACGGAGAGGGCGGAUAGGAAGGUGGGGAGGGGACCGGGGUUGACGGCCAAGGAGGAGGAGGAGAAGGGAGUUUAUGAGAGGGUUGAUUGGGGGGAUGGAAUUUCUGAAUUCGAUGCCUGGGUCGACAUGGUAUGUAAGGAAGUUCUAGCCAUGAGACGAAGACUGGAUGCUUCAAGAGGGUAG
This is a messenger RNA of Sclerotinia borealis F-4128, 714 nucleotides long. NCBI's taxonomy places the organism in Eukaryota, Fungi, Ascomycota, Leotiomycetes, Helotiales, Sclerotiniaceae. The record is from the annotation of a GenBank genome assembly.